CGCCGCGGUUAUGCCACAGCGCCACACGCAAACGAAGCAGACGCCGGCCGGUCGUGCGCACAAAAACUAAUAAAUUCGAAAUUCAAAUUUGCCAAACGCUUCCGAAUUAUUGAACUGUGUUUAACAGUAAUAUCAUAUAAUACAUUUGUGAACACGUGUUUUAACUGUAUUUGUGAAAAUCUAUGGAACUCUAGUGAUUCUGUUCCUAGUUCUCUAGUGUUCUGGGUCACGGAAUAUUGAUGAAUUAGUGAAGCAUUGUACUAGCCCUUGACCCCGCUGCCAAGAUGGAAGAGAAGAAAGAAAUCAAUCUAGACUCGGUUCUGGAGAGCCUAGGUCCGUACGGACGAUACAAUAUACUCAAUUUCGUGCUGCUGCUUUUCCCGAUUUUGCUAAGCGCUUUCUUCGAGUGUGGAUUUAUUUUUGAAGCGCAACAGCAGAAUUACAGAUGCGAAAUACCAGGCUGCGAAGGGCUAUACAACGACACCUCAUGGUUCGAAUAUUCGUUCGCUAUCCCGAUGACACCAGACAAGAAACACCUCGAGUCCUGCGUAAGAUACGCGCCGAUCGGCACGGGGUGCACGGUGGAUCAGUUCAACACCAGCAAGAUCGUGCCGUGUGAGAGAUUCGUGUAUGAGAUUGAUCAAAGCUUUAUGCAAGAGUUCGACUUCGCCUGCCAAGAGUGGAAGCGCGCCCUAGUGGGCACCGUACACAACUCUGGGAUGUUCGCCGCCAUGCUCUUCACCGGCGCCAUCUCAGACCGCUUCGGGCGAAAAAUUGCCGUCGGGAUCGCAGCGACCGCUUCGCUGGUCUUCGGGAUCCUCCGCGGCUUUGCGCCAGAUUACACCACUUAUCUUGUUAUGCAUUUCUUCGAGGCCGGCUUUGGAGGUGGGCUUUAUCCGUCGGCGUAUGUUCUGAUUGUAGAGCUGGUCGGCCUCAAGCAACGCGUCAUAGUAUCAGCCAUGUGCAACAUGGCCUUCGUGAUCGGCGUAGUCAUCCUCUCCGGCAUAGCCUGGUUCGUCAACAACUGGAGAACUUACGUCUUCAUCCUCUACUCUCCUGCUCUCCUGGUCACAUUAUACGUCUGGUUCAUGAAUGAAAGUUCACGCUGGCUACUAAGCAAAGGAAGAAAAGACGAAGCGGUCAAAAUAUUGAAGUCUGCUGCCAAAAUCAAUAGAUUAGACCCUAGAAAACUUGAAUUAGACAAUCUUGGAGAUCCGCUUUUGAAAUCAGAGAAUCAAACUGAUGAUAAGAAAUCUCAAUUUUCCAAAGCUAUUCGAUCUUCUAUAAUAUGGAAGCGUCUACUGAUCUGCAUGUUUUUGUGGAUGACUUGUUCUUUUGUGUACUAUGGAAUGACGAUAAACUCUGUGUCGUUGAGUGACAAUAAGUAUUUGAGCUUUAUGCUGGUCACGCUGGUGGAGAUACCAGCGUACGUGGUGGUGGCUUUAGUGCUGGACAGGUACGGGAGGAAGAAGACGUUGGUAGUGACCUACACGACUUGUGCUGCGACGAGCAUGCUGUUUGCUUUCUUGCCAAAGGCGGCCUGGUGGUCCACUGCGCUGUACCUCGUCGGCAAAUGGAGCGUGACUCUUGCCUACAGCUCCGUGUAUAUCUACGUGUCUGAAGUCUUCCCGACGAACAUGAGACAGACGUUGAUCAGCAUCUGUUCAACUGCUGGUAAAAUUGGGUCUUUGGUUGCGCCGAUGACGCCGCUAUUGACCUUCUACCACAAGUCCAUGCCAACGGUCCUGUUCGGUGGCAUGUGCAUCGUCUCAGGGCUGCUGGUGCUGAUACUGCCCGAAACGAGGAACACGCGGCUCCCGGACACGAUCGAGGAGGCCGAGGCGUUAUCCAAAAAACGGAACAAAGUUGACGAAUCUUAAUAUAGGAAGCUGACUUAAAUGAGAUAUGUUUGGUAAUCGUCUUAUACAUACUUCGUCAAAAUUUAAUUUACAAAUUGUCAAGGAUACCGUUGAUCUAAUUUUUCAAUAUCCACCCAAUGAUAGCUGACUAAGACGCAAAAAUAGUAACUAGAUAUUUUCAAAUCGCUAUCUAGCUAGGCUCUGAACAAUAAGCCAGCUAUCAAACCAUUCGAAGAAAGCUUUAUUUUAUACCACAUUUUAUAUCCUAUACUUUGAUAUUUCAAAUUACAUUCGGCAGCUAAGUUCAACAUGCAAUUUUAUAUUUAGUAUCCUUUUCAUUUGAAUCCAAAAUUAAAUUUGCUUUGUGUGGAAUCGUUUGGCAGUAUUUUACUGGUUUUGGCAGAUAGCCCAUUCUAUAAUGCUGUUAGUGUUUUCUAUGUCUGAUUACAGAAUAGAAUACAAAUUACCUUACGUUGCCCUUGAUUUAUUCUAGAGUAUAAGACUAAUGGUGACUGUAGUGAGAAUAUUUUGAAAGUAUGACUUAUUUAAUGACCAGGUUCUCUAAUUAUAAGAUCACUUGCUUUUCCAACAGAUCCACUUCUUUUUCUUUCCGUUGUCCCAUCUACUUGGGGUGGGGUCAGGUCUUCUUUCUUCUUGAUCGGGUGCGCCAGACUUAUCCGUUCUGUAGGGCUAAGAUGGUCGACUCUUUAUCAUGUGUCACCAUGCCUGUCACGUUCUAACAAGUAUGUAAGCGCGAAAGUGACGGGCAUAGUGACAAGUGAUAAAAAAUGGAACCAUGCUGCCACUGCUGGGUUGUCGUUUCUUGAAAUUUUGCGGCUUCAAAAUUCUUCAUGACAUUUGACCACCACGUGGCUUUUGGUCAUCUCCUAACUCGGGGCCAAUAGAUCCAACAUAGAAAAAAAGGUAGCAAAUGAUUAACUUAUUUAAAUAGAAAAAAAAAUGCAAACUUUGUAAUUUUUUAACUACUACAUAGAAAUAAAUCAUAAAACGUCCAGUCGAUUUGAGUAAAUUUGCUGUUACUAGAAACAGUUUUCUUGAAUCGUAAAUGUAAGAAGGUAUUGAGAAGUUUUUUACAACUUUAACAGUUGGGCCGGCUGCAUCUUCACAAUACGCUAUUAAAACUACAUUGUACAGUGUCUUAUUGUCUGACAAUGUCUUAUAAGCACCUGUCGUAAAACUAGCUUAGAAAGUUUCAAGUAUUUUAUAAACAAAGUACUUUCUUAUUAAAUAAAACCGUUAUCAAAUCUAAGUGUCUGCUUUAAAGAAUAAAACGAUUCUUUCAGUUUAAAUUAGUUAUAGUUUUUACUUAAAUAUAUAUAAUGGUUACUUUCGUUUUUGUACAUGCCAUCACGGCCAUCAGAUCAUUAUUUUAAAGCAGAAAAUAAUUUUACGGUUUUGAUGACUGUUUUUUUGUUUAUAGUUUCGCCAUGUCUGUCUGUCCAUUCGUGGCUUUGCUCCGUGAUUGUCAGUGCUAGAAAAUUUGGCACAGUUAUGUAAAUGAAUUAUGCUGACUAAGUAUUCAAAUAAAAACUAGGAAAACACAAUUUUUUUAGUGUGACGUAAAGUGAGGAUGAGUGUUGAUGGAUAGAUCUUUUAAAACGAAUACAGUUCUUCAACAACCAUAUUUUAAUAUAGUGAAUAUUUUCGGAAAUAAUCGCUCCGAAAGAAAAAAAAAUGCGUCCGUUAGAGGGACGGCUCUAACUUUUGAACCAUAGAACCAAACAAUAUGAAAAAAAUAAUAAUCAUAGAAGCCGUUUUUGAGCUAUCGCAAAAAGUUUCCCUUCGUAAUAAAAAAACGUAUUACUCGUACCUAUGUAUACUUAUAGCCCCCGUUCAAGGUAAGUUGUUGUGACAGACGAGUAGCUACGGAACCCUACACUGAACAUGGCCCGACAUGCUCUUGGUCAGUUUUAUUUAUAUGUGUUGUUUAAAACGUACGAAUGUACUUAGUACCAACUUAUCAAAUUACCUACUUAAACUUUACCUUAUAAGAAUUAAUAAUUUAGGUACCGUAUAACAACUUAGCAAAGCUCGAAUACCUUUAUUCUUAAUCUUACAGAAUAUGUACCUAGGUGAUUCUAAUGUUAUUUUAGUAUUUAUUAUCUAUAAUGUUUAUGUAAUUAUUCGUAAAAGACAUCCGUUGACAAACGCUUUAGGGGUCAUCCAUUAAUUACAUCACACGUUUAGGGGGUGGGAGGGGGUCAAGAAAAUGUGACAUCUUGUGACAAGGGGGAGGGGGGAGUCACAAACUUUGUGACGUCACUUUAACUUCACCAGUAUUUAUUAAAAAAAAAUAUUCGUUGUACAGUUAAAUAACGAGUUUCUAGAACGAUAAUCGUUUUAUGCGAUUAAUUUUCUUUCCUAGUCGGUUAUAUUUCUGUUGUCCAAAAUAGUUUGAUAAAAUAUUAAUAGUAACAAAUUAGAUUCGCCGAUUUUGUUGAAAAAAAAAUGCGAAAAAUGUGACGUCACACCAGGGGGGGAGGGGUUUGCCAAAUGUGACCAAGUGUGACAAGGAGGGGGAGGGGUCAAAAAACCUAGAAAUUCGUGUGAUGUAAUUAAUGGAUGACCCUUAUUGUGGAAAUAAAAAAUAAUAAUUGUAAGAAUAAAUAUGAUACAUCUUCAAUAAUUAUGGUUAUUGUUUUUUCGAAUGCAUACAUGAAACUCUCAUGGUAUUUAACUACAAACAAGGUAAAUAAUUUAAAUUUUACUGUUUUAAGAAAAUAGUAUGUCAGUUAAAUGAUUUGAAUAAAUGUGACAAAUAUAUUUAAAAACUACAUUAUAGUAUCGAUAUGCGAUUGACAGUAUUUUAGUUUUGUAAAUGCAGGUUUUGUGUAAAAAUUUAGAAGUAAGAUUUAUAUGGGACCAAUGACAAAUCAACGCUAUAAAUGCAUUUUUUCAACAAAACAUAAAAUUAUGUAAUGUCAGUACAAACGAACGCAUUAUGGAAACUCACAAUUUUUACAAUAAACUUUUAUAAAUAC
This is a messenger RNA of Cydia pomonella (codling moth), 4861 nucleotides long. Its product is annotated as solute carrier family 22 member 1-like. The transcript is spliced from 7 exons. Gene Ontology annotation, molecular function: transmembrane transporter activity. Gene Ontology annotation, biological process: transmembrane transport. The record is from RefSeq and is a predicted model, not a curated record. Gene Ontology annotation, cellular component: membrane. Lineage: Eukaryota; Metazoa; Arthropoda; Insecta; Lepidoptera; Tortricidae. The coding region runs from base 285 to 1880 and encodes 531 amino acids.